AUGGGAAGCAAUCAGACAUAGAUCACAGAAGUCAUCCUGCUGGGAUUCCAGGUUGACCCCAAACUUGAAGUUUUCCUCUUUGGGUUCUUCUUGCUAUUCUGUAGCCUCACCCUGAUGGGAAAUGGGCUCAUCCUGGGGCUCAUCUGGCUGGACUCCAGACUGCACACCCCCAUGUACUUCUUCCUCUCAAACCUGGCCAUUGUUGACAUGGCCUAUGCCUCAAGCAUUGUCCCCAAGAUGCUGGCAAAUCUUAUAAUGCAGAUGAAAACCAUCUCCUUUGUUCCAUGCUUACUUCAGACAUUUUUGUAUUUGACAUUUGCUGUCACAGAGUGUAUGAGUUUGGUAGUAAUGUCCUAUGAUCGGUAUGUGGCUAUCUGCCAUCCCCUACAUUACACUGUCAUCAUGAGCUGGAGGAUAUGCACUAUCAUGGCUGCCACUUGCUGGAUAUUCAGCUUCCUCUUAGCUCUGAUCCAUAUUACUCUCAUUCUGAGGUUGCCCUUUUGUGGGCCACAAAAAAUCAACCACUUUUUCUGUCAAAUCAUGUCAGUAUUCAAAUUGGCCUGUGCUGACACUAGAUUCAGCCAAAUUGUUCUCUUUGCGGGCUCUGUGUUUGUUUCAGUAGGGCCCCUCUGCUUGGUGCUGGUGUUCUAUAUGCGCAUCCUGUUUGCCCUCCUGAGGAUCCAGUCUGGGGAGGGCCCACAGGAAGGCCUUCUCCACCUCUGCGUGGUGGGGCUCUUCAUUGGCAGCGCCAUUGUUAUGUAUAUGGCCCCUAAAUCCAGCCAUUCUCAGGAACAAAGAAAGAUUCUACCAUUGUUUUAUAGUCUUUUCAACCCUAUGCUAAACCCACUGAUCUACAGCCUGAGGAAUGCAGAGGUGAAGGGUGCCCUGAGGAGAUUUCUGAGGAAGAAGUCAUCAGUGUGA
This is a messenger RNA of Mirounga angustirostris (Northern elephant seal), 921 nucleotides long. Its product is annotated as olfactory receptor 2A12-like. The transcript has a single exon. Gene Ontology annotation, molecular function: olfactory receptor activity; G protein-coupled receptor activity. Gene Ontology annotation, cellular component: plasma membrane. Gene Ontology annotation, biological process: detection of chemical stimulus involved in sensory perception of smell; G protein-coupled receptor signaling pathway. The record is from RefSeq and is a predicted model, not a curated record. Lineage: Eukaryota; Metazoa; Chordata; Mammalia; Carnivora; Phocidae.